GGCGCAGCGCGGGGUCCGGCUGCAGGACUGGGGUCCCCCGACCUGGUCCUGCGCGGAGCCGCGUGCCUGCUGCCGCCUCCCGACGCGGGGCUCGCCGAGCGGACGGAGACGGGAGCCCGCGGAGAACCUUCCUUCCCUUGCCCUCAGCACGCCCUCUGCCGCCACCGAGCCAUGCACCGGGUCCCCCAGGGCGCCGUGCCGCUGGGGCUGGCGCUGCUGGUCUGCGGGGCCCACGGCUUCUUCCUGGCCAACGUGACGCAGCUGGAGCGGCUGCUGGGCAGGUACCAGGGGCCUGAGCCGCACGCCCGCGCGCGCCGCGCCAUCCCCCACGCGGACCGCGAGGAGAUUCUCCUGCUGCACAACAAACUGCGCGGCCAGGUGUACCCCCCCGCCUCCAACAUGGAGUACAUGACCUGGGACGAAGAGCUGGAGCGGUCGGCGGCCGCCUGGGCCAGCGAGUGCCUGUGGGAGCAUGGACCCACCCACCUGCUCGUGUCCAUCGGGCAGAACCUGGCCGUGCACUGGGGCAGGUACCGCUCUCCCGGCUUCCACGUGCAGUCCUGGUACGACGAGGUCAAGGACUACACCUACCCCGCCCCGCACGAGUGCAACCCCUGGUGCCCGGAGCGCUGCUCGGGGGCCAUGUGCACCCACUACACACAGAUUGUCUGGGCCACCACUACCAAGAUCGGCUGUGCCGUGCACACCUGCCCGCGGAUGGACGUGUGGGGAGACGUUUGGGAGAAUGCCGUGUACCUGGUCUGCAACUACUCCCCCAAGGGGAACUGGAUCGGAGAAGCCCCCUACAAGAGCGGCCCGCCCUGCUCCGAGUGCCCCCCCAGCUACGGAGGCGGCUGUAGGAACAACCUGUGCUACCGAGAAGGGGCUCACCCCGCAAAGCCAGAGCCGGAGGAGGCGAACGAGGUGGAGACGACGCCCCUGGGGACGCAGGACUGGGCCCCGCCCCGCGCUGCCCGGCCCCGGAAGCCAGAGAAAGCCUCGGCCGUGAGCUACAUGGCCCAGACAGUCAGCUGUGACACCAAGCUCAAGGACAAGUGCAAAGGGUCCACGUGCAACAGGUACCGCUGCCCCGCGGGCUGCGCGCGCAGCAAGGCCAAGCUCUUCGGGACCCUGUUCUACGAGAGCUCCUCCAGCAUCUGCCGCGCGGCCAUCCACUACGGCGUCCUGGACGACGCGGGCGGGCUGGUGGACGUCACCCGGAGCGGGAGGGUCCCCUUCUUCGUGAAGUCGGCCCGGAACGGCGUGCAGUCCCUGAGCAAAUACAAGGCCUCCAGCGCGUUCACGGUGUCCAAGGUGAAAGUGCAGGACGUGGACUGCUACGUGACCGUGUCCCAGCUCUGCCCCUUUGAGAAGCCGGGCACCCACUGCCCGCGGGUCCGCUGCCCGGCAGACUGCGGGGACCAUCCGGCCCCCUGGGCUCCCGUGGUCGGAACCAACAUCUACGCGGACACCUCGAGCAUCUGCAGGACGGCCGUGCACGCGGGGGUCCUGCGCGCGGGCAGCGGCGGGCUCGUGGACCUCAUGCCCGUGGACAGGAAGAAGGCCUACGUGGGCUCGCUCAGGAACGGGGUGCAGUCGGAGAGCCUGCGGACCCCCCGGGACGGAAAGGCCUUCAGGAUCUUCGCGGUCAGGCCGUGAGCCCGGCGCGGGAGAAGGGCCCGCCGAGGGCUUCGGGCUGCGCCUGGGACCGGCCCCCUCAGACUCGUGACUCGCCCCUCGUGCUGCCUGUUGUCCGGCCCACUCUGCAGCCCCCGGGAGGGCCCGGAUCCUCGACGUGAUGGGCCAGGAGCCCCACCGAGGGGAUGGGCUCAGGCACACGGGGUUUUCUGGCCCGGCCUCGAAGGGCGUUAUUUAAGCCACAUGGUACGAUUCGAACCCAGGGAAGCCCGUGCUUCAUGUUUGCUGGUCAGACAAUGGGCCGGGUGUGCGGGUCUGCGCCUGCGCUCGUGCCCCCCACACCAAGAAGGUUCACUUGGGGGUCCACGGCAGCUCCAGGCCCGCGCCCGUGGCCUUGCGGAGACCCACGCCUCCUCGCUCCCUCUCGGCCGUCCUGUGCCCGUCAGCCCGUCCCUGGAGCCCGCCUGGCAGGGCGGUGCCCGGGCGCUGGGCAAAUGCUGCCGGGCCGGCCCUUCUCGGGGGAGGACGGCUGUCUGGAACAUUCCUCGCCGAGGUUAGCGGCUCUGGGGAGGGCGAGCCUGUGGCCCACGGCCCUUCCUGCCGCUCACGCCGACGAACCGACUUCCUGCCUGUGCCACUUGGCCCCUGCCAAGUGUUCCCGAGGCUCCGAGGGUGCUCUCGGGCCUCCGCGAGCCCAGACCCCAAACCCACACGAAAUUAAACAGUCACCCCCCCUUUUUGUAAAUAGCUUUUCUUUGCAGAAGGUAAAAUUCCAUCCUCCACGGCCAUCGGGCUGCCCAUACAUCACGUUGGCAAAUGCCAGCUUCCCAUUGGACCUCAGGACACGCCGUCAGAAUAUUGCAAGGCCA
Messenger RNA from Sorex araneus (European shrew), 2507 nucleotides. It is a transcript of the gene CRISPLD2, whose product is annotated as cysteine rich secretory protein LCCL domain containing 2. Gene Ontology annotation, cellular component: extracellular region. The record is from RefSeq and is a predicted model, not a curated record. Lineage: Eukaryota; Metazoa; Chordata; Mammalia; Eulipotyphla; Soricidae. The transcript has 15 exons. Bases 172 to 1659 code for a protein of 495 amino acids.